CAUAACACAAACCAAUUUAUCUAUACUUCCAAACCAUUUUUUUCUUAUAUGAUUGUUAAAUUCUUUCUCUCUAAAAUAACAUAAACAUGAAUUCAAUUUUCUAUGUUUUAGUACUAGUUCUUAUUCUUCAAAAUCCUAUUGUAACACAAUGCCACACCAAAGGUCUUCGACCAAAACCUAAUAAUGGAAUUGCAAACUCUGCAAACAUGACCAAAGUUCAAGAAUCAGAACAACAGUUCAUGAAAUGGGUGAAAUUCAUCGGUGCUCUCGAUCACACCGUCUUUCGAACAGCGAAAAACAAGCUUUUUCCUUCUUAUACUCUCAAUGUCUAUAAGAAUUCCAGAAAAGGAGGGUUCUCAUCAAUUCAAUCAGCCAUUGAUUCUCUUCCAUUCAUCAACCUUGUUAGAGUUGUCAUCAAAGUUCAUGAAGGUGUUUACACAGAGAAAGUUUACAUUCCUCCAUUGAAAUCAUUCAUAACAAUACAAGGAGCAGGUGCAGAUAAAACAAUUGUUCAAUGGGGUGACACUGCUCAAACACCUAAUCCUGGUGCAAAAGGACAAACACUAGGAACCUAUGGUUCUGCAACUUUUGCUGUUAAUUCACCUUAUUUUAUUGCUAAGAACAUCACAUUCAAAAACACUGCUCCAAUUCCAGCACCAGGAGCAGUUGGAAAACAAGGUGUGGCAUUGAGGAUUUCAGCUGAUAAUGCAAUAUUUCUUGGAUGCAAAUUUUUAGGUGCACAAGAUACACUUUAUGAUCAUCUUGGUAGACAUUAUUACAAAGAUUGUUACAUUGAAGGAUCCGUCGAUUUCAUAUUCGGCAAUGCGCUCUCUCUUUUCGAGGGUUGUCACGUGCAUGCAAUAGCAGAGAAUACAGGGGCAGUAACAGCACAAGGAAGGAGCAGUAUAUUAGAGGACACGGGAUUCUCAUUUGUACACUGUAAGGUCACGGGAUCAGGAGCACUAUACCUUGGAAGGGCUUGGGGUCCUUUUUCUAGAGUUGUCUUUGCUUAUACAUACAUGGACAAUAUCAUCAUUCCCAAAGGAUGGUAUAAUUGGGGUGAUCCCAAUCGAGAAAUGACUGUAUUCUAUGGACAAUACAAGUGCACAGGACCAGGAGCAAGCUAUGCAGGGAGGGUAUCAUGGUCAAGAGAACUCACUGAUGAAGAAGCUAAACCUUUUAUUUCACUUAGCUAUAUUGAUGGCUCUGAAUGGAUUAAUUCAGUCUUUUGAUUUUAGAGAAAAUUUGCUUGUUUUCUCAUGGCACAAAUUUUUUUAUGUAAAAAUUCCAUAAUAAUAAUAAUAAUAAUAAUAAUAAUAAUAAUAAUAAAGAUAACAAUAACAAUAAUAAUAAUAAUAUGUAUAUACACUACUCCCUUUGUUUCAAUAUCCUUGUAAGCUUUAUGUAAAUAAAUGCAGUUAGAUUGAGAAUUAAUCACGAGAGAACUUAGUUUCAAUAUCCUUGCAAGCUUUAUAUAAAUAGAAAAGUAGAUGAAAUGAAUCGGAAAGGGGGUGUGAAUUUUAUGUCCUAUAAGGAGAUAUUCAAAGUAGUCAUCAAAUAGAUGUACUCAAAUUUGAGGAAGAUAUGAAAGGUUAUGUGUGUGCUGAUAUCUUUUUUUAACAUAUAGUAGAUGAAUCUAUAGUUAUAAUAGAAGAUGAAGUAAGAGAGUAUGUUGAAUUUGUACAUGAACCAAUAAAUAUUGACUCGAAUUAUGAGGUUUAAGUUAAGAAGGGGGGAAUGUCCAAGGUGAGCAGAGUGAAAAUGUAAAUGUUUAGCAGAUGGAAGAAGUCCAGAUUGAGGAGAAGGAAGAAGUCCAGUUUGUGAAUAGGAUAAAUCCAUGUUGAGGAGAUAUAAGAAGUCUAUGUUGAUGAGGGGGAAUAAGUCCAUUUUGAGGAGAGGGAAGAAGUUCAAAUUUAGAAAAGUGAAUAUUCGUUAAACAAAUGACUCCAAACACAAGGUUGAGGUGAAUUGUGUGGGUUUGAAAAUGAUGUCCAAAUUAAAUUAUUUGAUAAAAUAUGAGUUUAAAAUAAAUUUAUAAAACAAUAGAAAGAUAAGCAUCGAAAUAAAGAAAAUCGGACAUAAGGAAAUGCAACAGAACUAAAUAACAAAAAUGUACAGAGAUAAUGGAAGAGAAAGAUGCACUA
Messenger RNA from Vicia villosa (hairy vetch), 2144 nucleotides. Its product is annotated as probable pectinesterase 53. The record is from RefSeq and is a predicted model, not a curated record. Gene Ontology annotation, molecular function: pectinesterase activity. The transcript is spliced from 5 exons. Lineage: Eukaryota; Viridiplantae; Streptophyta; Magnoliopsida; Fabales; Fabaceae. Gene Ontology annotation, biological process: cell wall modification. The coding region runs from base 87 to 1232 and encodes 381 amino acids.